UGCUCGGAGUAGCCUCUGCCUUGGAACCCGCCAGCGCUCCGAGCCUCGCCCGCGCUUCUCGCCGACCCCUCGGGCCCCCGCAGCCCGGGAAGAACGCCACUCCGGGCCGGGCGCCAGCUCCGCAAGGCGGACCUGCAACCCGGAAAGGCGGCGCGGCGGAGCCCGGAGCCGGAUCCUGCUCGGACCUGGCCCCCGUGGGCCGGCACCGCGGGCAUGUCGGAGGCGCGCAAGGGGCCGGACGAGACGGAUGAGAGCCAGUACGACUCGGGCAUCGAGUCUCUGCGUUCUCUGCGCUCCCUGCCCGAGCCCACCCCGGCCCCGGCCUCCGGACCUUCGGACAGUGGCGGCCCCCAGCCUUGGACCCAUCCUCCGGGAACAGCCAAGGAGCCACAGGAGAAGGAAGAUACAGAUGGGGAGCGAGCUGACUCCACCUAUGGCUCCUCGUCGCUCACGGAGCCACUGCCCUUGUUGGGAGGCACGGAGACCGAGGACCCAGCCCCACGCUCUCCGCUCCCCGCAGCGGGAGCGCUGAGCCCUCAGCAGCUGGAAGCACUCACUUACAUCUCGGAGGAUGGAGACACGCUGGUCCACUUGGCGGUGAUUCACGAGGCCCCAGCCGUGCUGCUCUGUUGCCUGGCUUUGCUGCCCCAGGAGGUCCUGGACAUUCAGAACAACCUUUACCAGACAGCACUCCAUCUGGCUGUACAUCUGGACCAGCCGGGUGCAGUUCGGGCCCUGGUGCUGAAGGGGGCCAGUCGGGUGCUACAGGAUAGACACGGUGACACGGCCCUGCAUGUGGCCUGCCAGCGCCAGCACUUGGCCUGUGCCCGCUGCCUGCUGGAGGGGCGGCCAGAGCCAGGCCGAGGACCACCUCACUCCCUGGACCUCCAGCUGCAAAACUGGCAAGGUCUGGCCUGCCUCCACAUCGCCACCCUGCAGAGGAACCGGCCGCUCAUGGAACUGCUGCUGCAGAACGGAGCUGACAUUGACACACAGGAGGGCACCAGUGGGAAAACAGCCCUGCACCUGGCUGUGGAGACCCAGGAGCGGGGUCUGGUGCAGUUCCUGCUCCAGGCUGGCGCACGGGUAGACGCCCGCAUGCUCAACGGGUGCACACCCCUGCACCUUGCGGCAGGUCGGGGCCUCAGCAGCAUCUCAUCCACUCUGUGCGAGGCAGGUGCCGACUCCCUGCUGCGGAACGUGGAAGACGAGACUCCCCAGGACCUGGCUGAGGACCCCUUGGCUCUUUUGCCCUUUGAUGACCUGAAGAUCUCUGGGAAGCCACUGCUGUGUGCCGACUGAAGCCAGGGCAGAGUCUGGGGCCCCGGAGACUCCCACCUCUUCACAUCCGGAAGCCGGAGCUACAGCUGCUGAAGUCUGGGCCCUGACAAUGUGCCCUUCUGGUGUCCUGGGGACUGCUGAGGCCACAGCCUGGGGCCAGUACGGUCCUGAGCAGAGAGGAGGGAUCACAAGUGAGAGAAGGCAAGUCUGGAAGGAAGACUUUCCCAGGUGGAUGGAGAUUCUUGAAGACUCCCAAAGCCCCAGGUAUCCUGGGCAAAGCCUGUUUGCCUCUAGAAGACGGCAGGGGCUCUUGUUUCUACCCACGUUGGGUCAGCCUGAAACUGCCAAUCAGUAGGAAGACAUGGACUCUCCUGAGUGAGGAGAGAAACUGAAAUCAGCAAGCAGGACCCUGAGGGGUUCCAUCCCACUGCUGUUGAGGAUUCUUAAAAACACUGUUGUUUAAAGACUUCACACAGAAGGCCCUGAACUGACCCUCUGGGGAAGGGGAAGUUUCAAUAACAUGACACUAAAACAGCAGAGACCUUUAUAAAGAUCCCCCCCUACA
Molecule: messenger RNA, 1846 nt
Organism: Panthera uncia (snow leopard)
Lineage: Eukaryota; Metazoa; Chordata; Mammalia; Carnivora; Felidae
Gene: NFKBIE
Product: NFKB inhibitor epsilon
Exons: 6
Coding region: 214-1302 (362 amino acids)
Biological process (GO): cellular response to lipopolysaccharide; signal transduction
Cellular component (GO): cytosol
Molecular function (GO): protein binding
Source: RefSeq, a predicted model, not a curated record